CCCUUCUCUGAGCCUUCCCCCCUCACUGGUCACUUAUCAGGAGGGUCUUCCCCCCAAAACAUUGCUCCUGUUGGUAGCAUAAUAAAAGGGGUAAGCUUGUUUGUUGUUGCUAAGGGACCCAGCCAGUUCAACGGAGGACCAGCACCACCAGUGCAGUGAAAGUGAACCACAGGUGUGCGGUGGAUUCAUUACAUUUAAACACCUGUGAACCAAAUCCAAUAUGGUCGUGCAUAUGUGAGUGAGGGGAAAAUAAUGAGACACAGUGGCAGAGUGAUACCCCAAAUCAGUGGGCCCUUGACAGAUACACUUUACUAAAGCAGCACUGCAGCCCAUAAAUGUUUCCUCUACUGAUUUAAUGUCCUCUAGAAAUCUCCCUGCAGCCCAGAACAGUGUUACUGCAACUUGUAUCCAUACAGAUCUCCAUUUCCUGUGUCUGCCAACACUUGGAAGCUCCUCCCCACACUCACUCUGUGGCUGUAGGAAGCUCCUAAUCACUGCAGGAAGCUUGUCUCCCAGUGACAGCAAAUGAUAUUCUGAAUAGAUGGGUCAGGAAGUGAUUUCCCAUUGGCUGCAGGAAGCUUGUCUACCAUUCGCUAAAGCGACAGCAAAUGAUAUUCUGAAUAGAUGGGUUAGGAAGUGCUUUCCCAUUGGCUGCAGGAAGCUUGUCUACCAUUGGCUAAAGUGGCAGCAAAUUAUGUUUCGUUAUGACGAUGCAAGAAACCCCUCUCCCAUUGGAUGCAGGACACAAAAUAUCCCUUAUUAAUGUUCUGUGUGUGUGAGACAGAGAUGGACUGGAGCCUGAUGCCUAAUACUGAGUGUGUAUGGGAAUGGGGGUGCCUGUGGGGCCUCACAGUGGGUGAUGGGACAGAUCCCUCUCUUCUAAACCUCUGCCAAGCCCACCUUUAUACGUCACAUACCCCCUUCCCAGGUGAUACUCUUCCUGUGGAGCUGUAAGGGCAUCAGGAAUUCUUCUGUGAAUGAACACUGGCAAUUCACCUCAGAUGUGGCAGCAAUAAGCCAAUUUCUACUCAAAAGACAAUUGCUGCAAAGCGUCAAUGUUUCCUUUAGUUGGUCUUUAAUGAUUCAAUGAUUUAUUCAUUACUGUGUAACGCGAAUAUCCUUGUGAUUGAAACAGGGGGAUCCAAUGGUGUCUAAAUGUCCAUGUUACCCCUCAGCAAGUCAGGGGUACGAGAAAGAUGGGAGAGCUCAUCACUGGAGACCUUCUAUGAAAAAAAAACAAUUACAGAAUUUUCUAAUAACUGCUAUGGGCCCAUCAAUGGCAACUGCACCUUAGAUAUACUGUGUCCAAUGGAGAGAGGCAGAUGGGGUCACAUGACACUGACAAGAAAUCGCCGCAGGGCAAAGUGACAGUUAAUAACAGUUUUCUCACUUUCAUGUCUGGGAUCAGAGUGAAAGUUCUGAGCGAUUCGAAGCGACUUCAUAGCGAUUUCUACGUGAUUUCCUGUGAUUUCCUGAGAUUACCAGUGAUUUUCCUGCGAGAUAUUCAGCAUUUUUGACGUUUCCUAGGAAAAAAUAUCUUCCAUUCACGUCUGCUGAUAUCUUUUUUUUUUUUUUUUUUAAAAACCCAACUGCUCUUUUAAGAGCAAAAAGACUUGGGCGCAAUGCCAUUCUGCGCCCCAUGGAGGAAGGUAAGUUGGCGGUUACAUUUUUAUUUGACUAAGAAAUGUUUUUUCUAGUCCCAAAGUUUAAGCGGUCCUAAAAUGGUUUUGCUAUAUGGCCCAGUAAUUUUCAAUUAUGCUAUGGUCCCUGUUACUUUACUAAUUAGUAGAUUUGGGAUAAGGGCAUCUUUCACACAGGGUAGUACCAUUUUGUUAUUCAGCAAGUCUUGUGCCUUAUACUGUCCCUAAUAGAAUCUUUCUCUUUUCCCUCAGCGACAGUCAGAAUCCAGCUCCCUCUCUGAGAUUUACAAGGUGAGUAGAAAAGAGGGAAAAAUAAUGUGACCACUCACUGUAAAUGCUGCUAGAGCAUGGAAUCUGGGAGUUGGUUUGGUGAUGGACAUAUUUUACCCUUUUGAAAUAUUAUGUUAUGACUAAAGUUCCCCUUUUAUUCUAUUUUAUUGUCCAGCCUCCUGAUGGUCGGCUGACCAAGGAUGUGCUCCUCGGAGAGGGUGGCACCGGAGACGUCUACAAGGUAAGGGACCAACCAAAUUAGGGUUGAAUAGAAAUAACUUACUCAGUGGUUCACAAAAUGGCUUAAAUAGUGCUGUACUUACUUCAGUAUCUUCCCAAAAUGCCUUGUUGUAGCUAAAACCAAGUGUAAGUUAAACUUUUUUGUCUGUAUUACAGGGACGACACCAUCGGAAAGGUGUGGUGGCCGUAAAGAUUGCCAAUAUCAGUCGGGUAACGUAUCUUUAUACUUCCAUUUUUUUUAUAUCAUUCCUAUUUGUGAGGUGGCCUAUGCAAGCUAAAGGGAUUUCUAUUACUCCACUCCAGGAUGAAGAGUCAGUCUGCAGGGAGCUGAAGUUUCUCCAGCAGUUCAGCGGCCACAAGAACGUCGCCUCUUUCUUUGGAGCCUACUACAGGGCUCCACUCACGGAGUGCUCAUCGGAGCUCUUGGAAAUUGUUCUUGAAUACUGUGGUGGCGGUUCUCUCCACAACCUCAUCAGCAAGACCAAUGGCCAAUCCCUGAAGGAGACCUGGAUUGGCUAUGUCUGCAAGGAGGUUUUAAAGGGGCUGCACCACAUCCACAAGAACCGGGCCGUUCAUAGAGACAUCAAGAGCCUGAACAUCAUGCUCACAGAGACGGCCAAAGUGAAGAUCAUCGACUUUGGAAACAGCUGGAACCUGGACCCGCAAACUGGAUUGUGCCACGAAGCGGACGGGACUGCACAUUGGAUGGCACCCGAGGCCAUAAGGCAGAAGGGCCAGCGCCUGGCGUACGACACCAAAUGUGACAUCUGGUCGCUGGGGAUAACCGCCAUCGAAAUGGCCGAGGGAAAACCACCUUACGCAGAUCAAUACCCGGUGGAACACCUGAUAAGAGAAGCUCAACCACCGAAGCUUCAAUCAAACAGAUGGUCACAACAUUUUGUGUCCUUCUUGGAGUGGUGUCUGAAGAAGGAUCCUUCAGCGAGAGGGAGUGCUGAAGAACUCCUGCAGCACCCAUUCAUCAGCCAACUGCCACCUAAGAAAAUCGUCAGGGCUGAGUUGGAAGAACAUCUCCUGACCCUGCACAACUGGCCGGCCAAGAAAGGACUGAAGGGAGUAGCUCUCUGGACCCUGAGACAGCUGCGGUGUGCUUGCACACAGACAUCGGCAGAACAAGAAGCAGCUCUGCAAAUGGCCUUGGAGGGCUUCUCCUGUUAUUAAUCUUGUGGCCAAUAACAUCAACAGCCCAGAAUGAGUUUCCUUAAUCACAGCAGAGGAAAAAAAACAUCCAUAAGAUCAAGUGGCGUCUGCAGCUCCACAAACAUCAUCUCCUUUCAAGCUGAUGCAGCUCAGCAAGUGGUAUCUUCAAGAUUCCUGCAACUACACCAGCAGGAACUUUAUCUCCUUCUUUAGCUCCAUGAACAUAUUCUUUUAAGAGUACCCCAUCUCCACCAGUAGUGUCUUUGCUUCAGUUUAGUUUGCUCCACCCAAUCACAUCUACACCUCACUUUCCAACUGCCAUAGUUCCAUCCAUCUUCCUUUUUUUGCAGACUACCAUAACUCCAACAUCUUGCCUUAAGCAUCUACAUUUCACAGAACCAUAGCUCCGACAUUCACAUCCACCUCUACAGCUCCACUAGCAGCAUUCACAUUUUCAAACACCAUAGCUCCACUAUUAGGACCUUAGUUUUCAUUAGUAUCCAAUUACCACAUCUCUACCCAAGGACUUUUCAUUUAACUUUAGCUCCACCACCAGCCCUUAUCCCAUAUUUUACCUCUACCCGCAAGCUCUGUCCUUGUGCUAACACACCUCCACCAAUAUCUUUUUUUAUUUACAUAUUAUCAAGAGUUUCUCCUCUUUAAAAUAUCUUUUAAUCCUUGCCCUUCUUCCUGCACCUCCAUUGGUUCUUCCAUUCCACCAAUACCAAGAUAUUUAGUCACAACCACACACCACACACUAAAAUGAUGCCCCCUACACAGAGGCUUCUCUUCUCCACCUUUUCUUUUGCCUCCCCCGCCCCUGCAAUCUCCUAACAGCAAUUCCUCUGUGGUUUCUCCUGUUCAAAUUCUUUCCUUUCUAAAUUCUAUCCUUUCAAGCCUUCCACUCAACAACCAGUCACAUCUCCUACUCUAAACCCUGACAUAAACUCUUAGUACUGAUACUAAAAUAAACUCAUAGUAAAAGUUGAUCCAGGGACUUGUCCGAUUGCCCUUUGGGAGUCAGGAAGGAAUUUUUCCUCCUCUGAGGCAAAUUGGCUCUGGCUUCAGAUGGGGUUUUUGCCUUCCUCUGGAUCAACUACUAAAUAGGAAGAUCCCAUUUACACUAAAACUUGACCCUAAUGGAUGUGAGUCCUUCCCAACUUAAAUUAGUAUGAAUUAAUCUAAAAUGCAUAAAUAUAACAUCCAAUUUAUAAAUAAAUAUGUUAAUACA
Messenger RNA from Xenopus laevis (African clawed frog), 4539 nucleotides. RefSeq names its product traf2 and NCK-interacting protein kinase. Bases 2418 to 3329 code for a protein of 303 amino acids. The record is from RefSeq and is a predicted model, not a curated record. Lineage: Eukaryota; Metazoa; Chordata; Amphibia; Anura; Pipidae. The transcript is spliced from 10 exons.